AAACACCGCGAGUCGCACGCGGACGCGCUGCCAGAGUUACGUCCACACGCUUGUCGACUGUGCAUGUCGCCGCUCGUGUUUUUCGUCCCGGCGGUCCGUCAUCGCGAAAUUGUGCAGCUCGCGGAAUAAAAAAAAUUCUUAAAACUCUUUAUUAGACGAUAUUUACCGCGAUCAUUUAUCGUAAAUAAUACAACACCAACGAGCGUUCGACCGACGACGAAAUGUGAACGAUUUGCCGCCGCCUUCACUGUUUUUUUUCUCCAUAUUUUUCCCUCAUCUGUACUCGUUUUGGUUUAGUUGGCAUGCCAAAUUCGAUGUGCGACUGCGGUGACUUCACUGGUUAUCGCCAAGAAACAGCAGCGGCGUCGUCGUCACAGCGCAAAAUAUAACGACGACACGGGUGGACUGCGUUGAACGACUGACAAAAUGAGUCUGUUCAACACGUCGUACCUGAUGGGCAACGACACGACGGGAGGUUGGGGUCCCAGGUACUUUUUCACAUUCUACUCGGAGUUCGGCGACGAGCAGGCCGAGUCGGCCGUCGAGGUUACCGUGUUCAUGGUUAUAUUCGCCGCGUCAGUCGUGGCCAACGUGUCCAUCGCCUGGGCCGUGCUCAGGUACCGGGAGAUGCGCACCGUCACCAACUGCUUCCUGCUCAACCUCACCGUGGCCGAUCUGCUGUUCGCCGUCACCACGCCGGCGCUGGCCUACGUCCGUGUCCGGCCCGACUGGCCGUUCGGAGAUUUCGUAUGCCGACUGUUGCCCUACUCGCAGUUUGUGUGCGGUUUCGUGCUACUAUGGACGCUGACACUGAUCAGCAUGGACCGUCACCGGUGCAUCGUCGUACCACCGUACCGGUCACAGCUGACACCCCGCCGUGCCACCGUGCUCACCGUACUCACGUGGCUGAUCGCGCUGGCGGUGUUCAUGCCCGUGCCGUUCUGGUUCCACGAACAGGCCGUGCUAGGAGACACAGCAGUCAAUGUAUGCACGCUGGUGUUCCCCAAGAACGACACGUUCAAAAUGUCCAUCGUGUUCACCGUGUCCGUGGUGUCGCUGUCCUGCAUCCUGCCGCUGUCACUGUUCGUCUACCACUACCAGAGGAUAUUCCACAAGUUGAACAAGACCCGACGGAGGAUCGAGCACUCGGUCUCGCAUCGGUCAGCAGUCGUACACACCACUUCGCGGAACAGCCUGUCACCGCCCUCCAACGGUUCCAUACCACAGGUGAUGGUACAGCGGCACGAGGAGCUCCGGUACAGGAAACACGUGCACGUGGUGCGUGUGCUGCUGAUCAACGUGAUCGUGGUGCUGGUGAUGUGGCUGCCGAUCACUGUUGUGAUGUGCCUGAUCUACGUGGACGGCAGCCGGGACACGGAGGACACGGGAUACUUCCUGAGGUCGCACCACUUCAUCAUGGGCCUGCUGUUCGCGCUGCUCAACACGGUCGUCAACCCGAUCCUGUACGGCGUGCUGUCCGAGAACUUCCGCAAGUGUUUCGCCCGACUGUGGUUCAUUUCGAAGCGGCGGCGGGCCAUGCACAGGGAACUGCUGGACAACGCCAGUAAGGGCGCCCGGACACCCAGCAACGGCCACUACAACUCGACAGUGCAACCCGGCAGUUCGGCGUCCGUGGUCGAGCUGCCGGCCACCGUGGUCGCGUCGUCGUCCGCCACCAACGAGUGUUGGUGAGGUGCGCCGACACUCAAACCAUCCGCGAGGUCAGAACGGAACAGAACUGCAGUCGCAUAAAAUGUCAUUAUUAUUAUUAUUAUUAUUAUUAUUAUUAUUAUUAUUACUAUUAUUUUUAUUGUAGUAAAUUGUAAUAUCGUAGGCACUCUAUUAAAUA
Messenger RNA from Myzus persicae (green peach aphid), 1849 nucleotides. RefSeq names its product neuropeptide Y receptor type 2-like. The transcript has 4 exons. Gene Ontology annotation, molecular function: neuropeptide Y receptor activity. Gene Ontology annotation, biological process: G protein-coupled receptor signaling pathway. Gene Ontology annotation, cellular component: membrane. Bases 427 to 1692 code for a protein of 421 amino acids. NCBI's taxonomy places the organism in Eukaryota, Metazoa, Arthropoda, Insecta, Hemiptera, Aphididae. The record is from RefSeq and is a predicted model, not a curated record.